AUGGGAAAUGCUACAAAAGGCUCUGGACUGGCCCGGUCCAGAUCAAGAAAUCACUCCGCUGGAUCAGUCCACUCAACAUUCUCUAUUGUGGGACUCAAGGAGAGUUACAAAGUGGGAGAAAAGAUCUCCGUUACCAUCACAGCCAGAGACCACAACAAGAACCUGAAAAGAUAUGAUUUCUUCAAAGCAAAACUAUUCAAUUCAAAGCUCAAGACUGUCACUAUGGAGAAUGAGAUGCAGCAAUUGCAAGACUUAGUGGCCCAACUUAAGGCUGAUAACGAACGCCUGCGUCAAGAACGAUUCGAGGUUCAGGCAAGUCCUGGUGUUGUACCCGCUAAGUCUAAUGAUAGAGGGGUAGACGUGGGCCCAAGGUCUCCCUCCAAUGAACAUGAUGGUGAUUUGGGUUGUACCACUUUGAUCAUGCAUGAUAUACCCUUGAGUGAUGAGGUUCCCGUUUGGCAGCAUUAUAUACACAUUCCUCCCUCAGAAUAUGAGGCAAUCAAGGCUCAUAUUAAUCAGUUGCUGGAAACCCAAAUUAUAAGAGAAAGUAGCAGCCCCUAUGCUACUCCCAUUGUCCUGGUAAAGAAAAAGGAUGGCGCCAGGUGGUUCACUACAAUGGACCUCCCUAGUAGCUACAAUCAGGUCCCAGUGGCUGAGAAGGACAAGAUGAAAACUGCCUUCUUGUCUGAGCACUUGCAACGACUGGAGGUGGUCCUGAAACGUUUACAACAAAAAGGCUUAAAGGCCAAACUGGAAAAGUGUUUGUUCUUCCGGCCCGAGGUCUCAGAACUACGCUCAUUUCUGGGCUUUACAAGUUAUUACAGGAGGUUUGUAGAAGGUUUUGCCAAGCUGGCUGCCCCACUUCAUCGCCUUGUAGCUGACCUGACUGGGGCCAAGAGGAAGAAUACAGCCAUGUCUUGCAAGGAGGCUUGGACAGAGGAGUGUCAGCAGAGUUUAGAUACCCUGAAGCAGCAGUUGAACAGAGGUGGGCUGCUCAACUUGCCGCUUUUGAUUUCAGCAUCAAGUAUUGUUCGGGAUGCAGUAAUCGGAAUGCUGAUGCACUUUCACGACAACACCCUGCUGGGCCUGUACUGGAAGGCGGUGCCAACUCGUGACCAGAGAGCAUCUACGGUGGCAAAGGUGUUGGUUAAUGAGUGGUUCAUUCCUAGUCGCAUCCACUCAGACCAGGGAAGGAACUUCGUAAAGCAAGAAAUUUCCCCUCCGGUUAUAGUACCAAUUGUUGUUCAAUCACCUCCGCCUCCUUCUACUCAUGCUCCGUCCCUGCCUCGAGGCCCUGAGGGUAUCUCCAUGUCAUCUAGUAGUGUCCCUGAUCUUGAGCCUCCUCUAGUCCAUGAUUCCUCGCCUAGUGAUCCUUCAGUGGCAUCAGAGGGCAUACUUCCUACUGCUCUAUGGGGAUUGAAUGGUGGGAUCCAAAUAAGACUGUUUCAGCCACCCAGACCUAAACCAGUUCCUCGAAAUAAUAAUUAUUCAUCCACAAUAUCUGCUCUUGACAUGGGAAUCAGUGAAGAGGAGUGGGAAAGGCUACAGAAGGCUCUGGACUGGCCCGGUCCAGAUCAAGAAAUCACUCAGCUGAAUCAGAGCACAAGUCCAGUCCACUCAACAUUCUCUAUUGUGGGACUCAAGGAGAGUUACAAAGUGGGAGAAAAGAUCUCCGUUACCAUCACAGCCAGAGACCACAACAAGAACCUGAAAAGAUAUGGAGGAGAUUUCUUCAAAGCAAAACUAUUCAAUUCAAAGCUCAAGGCGAGUGUGUACGGGGAGGUUGAGGAUCACCGUAAUGGGACUUACUCUGUUGCUCUUCUUCUGCCCUGGGAAGGUCAGGCACAAGUUUAUGUACGUCUAGAGCACUCCAGUGAGGCUGUGCAGAUUCUAAAUAAAUACAGGGAGUCCUCAUUCCCACGCAGCCACUAUAACGGCCACUUUGAAGGGCCAGGACCCAAUAAAACCAGGAUCAGUGAAGUAGUACAGUGUAAUCUUAAGUGGGGUGCAGAUGGAAGUUGGAGGAAAGGCGACUGCUGCUGUGAGUAUAAGGAUAUAAAAACAGGGACGGUGUGGCAGUGUGAGAGACCGAAGAAACUUUCUUGUGACAACCUGGUUCAUCACUCAAGAGGAGGUUUGGAAGACCCAUUAAAUCCUUUUGAGAAGCAACUUCUUACAAAGGAAUUAACAACCGUGGCUAUUACUGGAGACAAAAUAAUAAUAAAUGUCCUUCCCAACACUGCAGGCAUUGGCACAAUGGAGAGAUGCAGAUCUGGCAUGACGACACUAGUUCCUGCAGGGUUCUAUCUGAAAGAUGUCUGGAAGUCUUUUGUGUGCAACACCCAACAGUUCAAUUCUUCACAAAUGGGAAAGUGUCUUAAAAACAAGAUCAUCUACUUGUUUGGAGACUCUACCACGAGGCAGUGGUUUGAGUUUUUAGAAAGAAAAGUGCCAGACAUAAAAAGAAUGGACCUCCACACUCCUCGUUCCAGUGGACCCCUGAUGGCUGUAGAGAUGAAAAAUAAUAUCAUUGUUCACUGGAGGCCACACGGUGUCCCUUUGCGAUUUCCUAUAAUGCUCAUUACUGACCUGCAUUAUAUCAGCAAUGAUAUUGAUGAAAUAGCUGGUGGUCCUCAUGCAGUCGUUGUCUUUACAAUCUUUGCCCACAUGGCCUAUCACCCAAUAACAUUUUAUGUGCACGAAGUGGCCAAAAUCCGUCAGUCUGUUGUUGCACUGCUGAGUCGUGCACCAGAGACUACCGUCAUCAUCAAGUCUGGAAACACUGCAGGACUAAAGAAUAUUUUUCAAAGUGAUUGGUAUACAGUGCAGAUGAACACAGUGAUGCAGGAGAUGUUCAGAGAUAUUGAUGGAGUAAUCUACUUCGAUGUCUGGCAGAUGACUUCCUGUCACUAUCUACGUGAAGAUGUUCACCCAGGCGCUGUUAUCAUUGCUAAUGAAAUUGACAUGUUUCUCUCAUAUGUCUGUCCUUCCUAAUACAUUCAGACUCAACCACAUAGAAUAAUAUGUGACCCUGGAUCACAAAACCAGUCAUAAGUUGCACGGGUAUAUCUGUAGCAAUAGCCAACAAUAUAUUGUAUUGGGUCAAAAUUAUAGAUUUUUCAUUUACAUAAUUUUAACUACAUUUUCAGUUACAUCAUUGAACAGCACAUUGGUCAGCUGUAGUUGUUUUUAAUUGUGCUUUAUAAAUAAAUUAAGACAUUUAUGCCAAAAAAAUCAUCCAAAUG
Messenger RNA from Megalobrama amblycephala (Wuchang bream), 3245 nucleotides. RefSeq lists its product as uncharacterized. The transcript is spliced from 15 exons. NCBI's taxonomy places the organism in Eukaryota, Metazoa, Chordata, Actinopteri, Cypriniformes, Xenocyprididae. The record is from RefSeq and is a predicted model, not a curated record. Bases 1 to 2994 code for a protein of 997 amino acids.